CCCAGGAGGUUGUCGGGAUAAAAAGUUUGCGGUGGCGGCCAGAGCAAAGUUUGGAGAGGGGACAUUAUUGUAAACGUUCAUCCGUGAGAGUAUGACCGACGCAGAAGCGCAGAGCGCCCCACCGUCGGCUCCGGUGGAAGAACAGCCACAGCCGGAGAGAAAAAUUAUAGCCACCGCAGUCCAAGGCACCGUGAAGUGGUUCAACGUGCGCAAUGGAUAUGGCUUUAUCAACAGAAACGACACCAAAGAGGAUGUCUUUGUUCAUCAGACUGCCAUCAAGAAGAACAACCCCAGGAAGUUCCUUCGCAGUGUUGGGGAUGGGGAGGUGGUAGAGUUUGACGUGGUCGAGGCCGCCAAGGUAGGCAAACCUCUCUCUCUCUCCCCCUCUCAGGGCUCGGAGGCAGCCAACGUGACGGGGCCUGGUGGCGUUCCCGUCAAAGGCAGUCGGUACGCGCCCAACAAACGCCGCUUCCGCCGCCGUUUGUCCCCUCGCAGCCCCAGGCCCGGUGACGAGAAGGGCGACGGCACCGCAGGCCCCACCUCGGAGGGUGGAGGAGAGCACGACGGAGAGCGGCCCGCACCGCGACGGCGCAGGCCCCGCCGACCUAGACAGGAAGGGCAAGAGGGCGAGCCAGGGGAACAGGAGGGAGGAGGAGAAGGCGACCAGCAGAGGCCUCCAUCGCGCAGGUUUAGGACCCAGUACCGCAGGCCAUUCCGUCCUCGCCCACCUCCCGGGGAGGUUCAGGCGGGUGCUGCCACCUCAGAGGGCCAGGCAGCAGAAGGGCAGGAGGUGGUGAAGGAGGGCCAGCAGACAAACAGGGAGCAGGCCAACGAAGACAGCCAAAAGCCCCGCCGACAGUUCAGCCGCCGCAGGCAGAGGAACUCGGAGUCUAACACUGUCUCUAAAGAUGGGACAGAGAAGCCCGAAAAGCCAGAUAAGCUAGCCUCGGAACCUAGCACUCCCCUUCAGACAGCCAAGCCAGCCGAUGUCAAGGCCUCCCCCAAGUCCUCCCCUAAAGGCUCCCCCAAAAUGUCCCCCAAGUCCUCCCCCAAAUCACCAGAGCCACCUGCCACGACAGUUCCCGCAGCCACAGAAUGAUGGGACUGUAACGUGACCCCAGACAAGAGGUGGGACCCCACUCUAAACUGGCGCAGCCUUUGAGGGUUUGGGUGGAGGGUUGUGCUUCUUGCAUUACUACAAAAACUGCGACGCAGCUAUCUCGUUGCUGUUGUCACUAGUAUGUGAUAUUUAGUUAGUUUUUCAACAUAUGGUUUUUCAGAGGAAGUGCAUGAGUCUUCUGAAGGAUGGUCAGCACCUGCGGUCCAAAUGGGUAACCGGGUGUUAAAGAUGCUUUUCCUAAUGACUUUAUAUUUUUGGGGACGUUCUUGUGUUCAAUGAAAGCCCACCUAUAUUGCAGUUGUAAAUUGGUCGCCAAUUGAAGGCUCAAACCCUGUGGGACCCACUGCCUGUUAGAAGUCUUACGUCUUGCCAUUAAUUUUCUUCUACUGGUUUAAGUGUUAAUGUCUGUCUCUCCCCCUUGUCUUCUCUGUCGGUCUUUGCCCCUGCCUGUCUUUUUUUUCACCUACCUGCCUUUCUCCCCUUCCCUGCCCAUCUGUCUCUCUCCCCCUGUCGCUCUCUUUAGGUCCUAGGGAGGGUUAGCUGGGGGACCGAGCCCAUCUCACCACACCCACCACUGUGCACUACUCUCCAAUCCCCCCAUCCCACCUUACCGACCCCCCCCCCCCCCCCCCCCCCCCCCCCCCCGACUUGUCUAGCUAGACACUGCAUAUGGGGGAAGCAAGGGAUGGGAGGGAGUUGCGUGUCUAUUCAUACAUGUUAAAAUACACCUAGAAAGAUCUAGAGGAAAGAAAGUAUUUAAAAGCCUGCUUGGAUGCCCAGUUAUUCCACAAACCCCCAGCUAGUUUACUUUAAUUGACUGAGAAUGGGCAUGAGCAGUAGAGGACCCAGCCGCUAUUUAAGUUCGAUGAUGAAAAAGCGAAGCGUGUGUGAGGGUAGUGGUCCAGGAGUUGCGACGAGAACCUUGCCACCCCCCUAGUUUCUAACAUGCUGCAGCCCACACCCUAUUUGGAAAAUCAAGGCUGGGGGUUGGUUUAAAAAGUCAUUUUUGUUCUACUUAUUUUUGUAUGUGCUUUUCUUUUGGAGGGGAUUAUGUGCAAUGUCAGUAUAUAAAUGUCGAUAAAAUGUUUGCAAAAACCA
Molecule: messenger RNA, 2218 nt
Organism: Salvelinus namaycush (lake trout)
Lineage: Eukaryota; Metazoa; Chordata; Actinopteri; Salmoniformes; Salmonidae
Product: Y-box-binding protein 2-A-like
Exons: 9
Coding region: 92-1099 (335 amino acids)
Biological process (GO): regulation of gene expression
Cellular component (GO): nucleus
Molecular function (GO): nucleic acid binding
Source: RefSeq, a predicted model, not a curated record